Protopolystoma xenopodis is the source of this 450-nucleotide messenger RNA. NCBI's taxonomy places the organism in Eukaryota, Metazoa, Platyhelminthes, Monogenea, Polystomatidea, Polystomatidae. The record is from the annotation of a GenBank genome assembly.
AUGGUUCAAGAAGCUAGCGUCAACUACAAUCCACAUACUCGUUAUACUAUGGAUGCCCUGCGCAUCGGUUGGGAACAGCUUCUGACGAAUAUAAAACGAGCGCAAAAUGAAACAGAGAACCAAAUACUCACGCGUGAUGCCAAGGGGAUUUCAGAGUCACAAAUAGAAGAGUGCCGUCGAUGUUUCAAUCACUUUGAUAAACAGCGCCUUCGUCGCUUGGAGCCCUUAGACUUCAGAGCUUGCCUUGUUUCCUUGGGCUACAAUAUCCCUAAUAAUCCUCAGGCCGAACUUGACUUCCGUCGAAUUAUGCGAAUAGUCGAUCCAAACCAAACAGGAUACGUCACGUUUGAUUCUUUUAUGAAUUUCAUGUCUCGUCAAUCCACCGAUACGGACUCCGUAGAACAGAUGAUCGAAUCUUUUAGGACUCUGGCUGGAGAUUCGGUUAAUUGA